AUGUCAUUUAUUUGGGAUGCAAAAAAUAAUUUUAUUCUUUUACAUUUUAUUACUUUGCAUGAACAACAAUCACAUAUUAAUUGGUCAUCAAUUGUAAAUGAUAUUAGCCUUGAAAUUUGUUCAACAUCAACAUUAUUAAAAAUUCAAUAUGAAUAUUUACUUGAAAAUUUUUGUCCAAAACAAGAUUCGAAAUGUCUUUAUAAAAUAUUGAAAGAUACAUAUUUACAUUCAUUAUGUCAAAAAGUUGAAGAUGAUUCUAAAUUAUCACUGGAAAUUGUCUAUGAAUUAGUAAGACAUGCACGUUCUAAACGUAUUAAUGUUAAUGAUAUUGAACAAUUAAUUAAACAAUGGGAUUUUAAUUAUGCAUCAGAAGAACAAAAGAAAACUAAAGAACAUCUUUUCGAUAUAUUAAAUCGUCUUCGUGAUUAUAUCCAGAAUUUACCUAAGACAGAAAAUUCAAGUACAAAUACAUCACAGAUGAAUCAAAAAACAAAACAAGAUGAAGAUUUAGAACCAGUAUCAGAUACUGAUGAUGAAAUGCCAGUAAUACAUGAAACAAAUGAAGUAAUAAUAAAUAUUAAUGAUGAUCAAAUGAUACUGAAUAGAAUUAAACAAGAAAAAUCUUCUUUUACACGUCGUCGUACUCGAUCUUUAACAAUAUUUACUGAUAAUCAAGAUAAUAAAAUAAAUAUUGGAGUUGAAUGGUUUGUACCAAAAUUAAAACGACAACAGAGAUCUUCAUCUUUGCAUGCUCCACUUCAAUCACCUCCAUCACAAGAUCAUAAUCUUGAACCUACUGAAAUAUUUAUGACGAUUCUAGACAACGAUGAAUCUUCAAAUUCAACAAAUAGUUCAAAUAUUCGACAUACACAUACUCAGCCUACUAUAUCUUGGUUACCACUUACUAAUGAACAAAUUGCUAAAAAAGAAGAAGACCAACAACAACAAACAAAAUCAAAAUUAAUUGAUGAUGAACAAUUAGAUCAAGUAUCGUCUACAGAUUCUGAACCAAUGGAAAUUCAAUUGUCUUAA
Molecule: messenger RNA, 1032 nt
Organism: Adineta steineri
Lineage: Eukaryota; Metazoa; Rotifera; Eurotatoria; Adinetida; Adinetidae
Source: the annotation of a GenBank genome assembly